Molecule: messenger RNA, 2045 nt
Organism: Physella acuta
Lineage: Eukaryota; Metazoa; Mollusca; Gastropoda; Physidae
Product: 2-phosphoxylose phosphatase 1
Biological process (GO): chondroitin sulfate proteoglycan biosynthetic process; glycosaminoglycan biosynthetic process; dephosphorylation
Cellular component (GO): Golgi apparatus
Molecular function (GO): phosphatase activity
Source: RefSeq, a predicted model, not a curated record
AAGGCAAUGACGGUUCGAUCAUCAACUACCCAAGCCAGCAAAAUACAAGAUCUGUUCUUGAUCUAUAGAUGAAAUAAUAAGAUGGCAUUGAUGGGUAUAUAACAACUUAUAGCAUAAUGUGUAGCAUACGUCAUUUGACAUUUAGAUUCCUGAUGCAUUUGAGAGUAGGAGGAAAAAAGAAAAACAAGUGUCAUGUAGUGUGGAUGAAACUAGCACAUUCCAUCACAGCAAUGAUUCAUCAUAUACGUUUGCGCCGCUUGUUGAGCUUAAAAAAUGUGAUCAUUUUUGGGAUUUUGACUCUAGUGUUCAUAUUUUUUAUCCGUAAGUUUGCUUUCAGUAAUGAGCUAUACAAACAUGACAGCAAAAGUGUCAUCUACAAGCACAAUUUAAUUAGUCAAUUAAGGAAGUCCAACCUUAAUGAUGUUGUCCACUUUAAAAACUCAGGCAGCAAUGGAGAUGAAAAAAUACUUUAUCACAAGGAUACCAGACCUCCUUUAACUGUACCAAGAAUAGCCAAGUACUGUAACCCUCCUAAUAGCCAGCCAAUGGGAGAUGAAGGUGUUGUAUCUGAUGAUUAUAAACUGAUAAAUGUUCAUGUUGUUAUACGACACGGAGAUCGCUCACCUAUAUCCAGGUUGCCUGGGUUUCAGAGGGAAGACAUGAGCUGUUUGUUGGAUGUGUCUCAAUUUUCUCACAUUCCUAAAGUGGCCAACUACCCCCAUGUAAUUGCUACAGCAUCUGAGGAACGCUCAAAGGAUAAUUCUUUCAAAAGAUGGUCAGUGUAUCCGUCCCAUACCAUAUGUGCUGAUGGUCAGCUGACUGGAAGAGGGGCUAUCCAGCAGAUCCUGAAUGGUAUACACUACAGUGAGAGGUACUUCCACCAGCACCAGCUGUUUGAUGCCACCAACUGGCCAAAGAAAGUGGUUGCCUACAGCACAGAGGUGUCCAGGACAUACCAAAGUGCUGUAGCUUUUCUGUACGGUCUCCUCCCCAGCUUUGAAAUUGGGAAAAUUAACCUAAAACAUGCAUCGAAUAUCAAUUUUUGUGAGGAGAAGAUCGUGCAUGGGGCCUGCACAUGCCCCGGUGUGGAUACCGCGAGAAACCGGGCAGGCAGAGAAUGCCGGAUGGAGCCCGGGUACGCUGUGAUAAUGAAACGUUAUAGUCACCUUGUGGAUCAUAUAAGCGAAGUGGUGAAUCUCAAAGCGAAAGAUUUACAGUAUCCAUCUCCGAUAAUGGAUAGUUUAACUGGAUACGCCUGCCAUAACAUGCCACCCCCAUGCAACGCCAACAACACCUGCAUCACCGCCAAGACUUUAGAAGCCAUUUGGGAGCCCAUAGACUACCAGAGCAGCUGUUUGAACAGAAAUGAAAACUACAAAAAGUUUUCUAAAAUUGCCAUGCAUGGUCUGAUUUACAGAAUCGUUUUAGAAUUGAACAUUGCUAUAGAGAACGGCACUAACCCAGCAUUCCAUCUGUAUUCAGGCCAUGAUACCACUGUCUCUCCUCUUAUCUCAGCUUUAGAACUUGAAGAUGGGGUCUGGCCAGGAUAUGCUUCUAGAAUAGUCUUUGAGCUGUACAAAAAACAGAGCACUGGCGAACAUGUGAUUAGAAUUCUUCAGAACGGCAGAGUUGUGACGAAGGAAUCUAUUUUCUGUAGGGGCAAAACUAAGGAUGGGUUCUGUAAUUUUGAGAACUUGAAAGACUUUGCAUCUAGGGAUAACUUUGUUUCCCUGUGUGAAUCACUUUAAGUGAAACAAAGAUGUACCAUAGCAUAUUAUUUUUAUAUACUAUUUAUUCAAAUAAUAAACUGCAGAACAAAAUGUUAAAAUUGUUACUUGUAGUUUCAUUUGUUCACAUUGAAUUAUACAUAUAUUGUAAUUUAGUUGAAUUUUGAACACAUUUUUCUUUCUAGUCUUUAUCUAUUCUGUAACUAUUAAUUGUUAUAAUUGUUAUUUGAUUAUUGUUAAAAUUUUAUACAUAUUAAAUUUUUAACAUGACAAGGUUGACUUAGCAACAGCUGUAUCUAUAAUACAAUGUAAUGUUCU